Molecule: messenger RNA, 183 nt
Organism: Purpureocillium lilacinum
Lineage: Eukaryota; Fungi; Ascomycota; Sordariomycetes; Hypocreales; Ophiocordycipitaceae
Source: RefSeq, a predicted model, not a curated record
AUGCUAGAAACGGGCCUUCUGGCAUCUUAUGUGCCUCUCGGGGGCGGGUCGAGACCAGUUGUGGUGAGGUCGGCAUUUAGUGGCGCUCCGAGGAGACUUAUAUCACGAUGCAGGAGUAUCGGCGCAGCGUGGCCUCUUUUACAGACUUUCGGCGGCACCGCAUCAGGCGCAAACAUAGCAUAA